This is a messenger RNA of Erinaceus europaeus (western European hedgehog), 2667 nucleotides long. It is a transcript of the gene SLC25A16, whose product is annotated as solute carrier family 25 member 16. Gene Ontology annotation, cellular component: mitochondrial inner membrane. Gene Ontology annotation, biological process: transmembrane transport. NCBI's taxonomy places the organism in Eukaryota, Metazoa, Chordata, Mammalia, Eulipotyphla, Erinaceidae. The record is from RefSeq and is a predicted model, not a curated record. The coding region runs from base 118 to 1110 and encodes 330 amino acids. The transcript has 9 exons.
CACCCCGCGCAGAGCCGCCGGGUGUCAUUCCGCCGGGCUGUCACUCCCUGCGCUGGCAUGUACCCUGCCCGUGGCUUGUAAGCUGGCGACCUAAAGCUCCCAACGCGGCCCUGCCCGAUGGCGGCGGCGGCGGCGGCCCUGGCAGCGGCCGAUCACCCUCCAGCACAGCCGCCGGCGGCCGGAGCCGCAGGACCCACAGCCCGCAGAGACUUCUAUUGGCUGCGCUCCUUCCUGGCAGGAGGUAUUGCAGGAUGCUGUGCCAAAACAACGGUAGCCCCUUUGGAUCGAGUAAAGGUUUUAUUACAGGCUCACAAUCAUCAUUACAAACAUUUGGGAGUAUUUUCUACAUUGUGUGCUGUUCCCCAAAAGGAGGGAUACCUUGGACUGUACAAAGGCAAUGGUGCGAUGAUGAUUCGAAUCUUUCCUUAUGGUGCAAUCCAGUUUAUGGCAUUUGAACAUUAUAAAACGUUAAUUACUACAAAGCUGGGAGUUUCUGGUCAUAUACACAGAUUAAUGGCUGGAUCCAUGGCAGGUAUGACAGCAGUUAUCUGUACUUAUCCUCUUGAUAUGGUUAGAGUACGCCUAGCAUUCCAGGUGAAAGGGGAACACACAUAUACAGGAAUUAUCCAUGCAUUCAAAACAAUUUACGCAAAGGAAGGUGGUUUCCUUGGAUUUUACAGAGGUCUGAUGCCUACUUUAUUAGGAAUGGCUCCAUAUGCAGGUGUUUCAUUUUUUACUUUUGGUACUUUAAAGAGCGUUGGACUUUCCCAUGCUCCUACCCUUCUUGGCAGACCUUCAUCAGACAAUCCUAAUGUCUUGGUUUUGAAAACUCACAUAAAUUUACUUUGUGGUGGUAUUGCUGGAGCAAUAGCACAGACGAUAUCCUACCCGUUUGAUGUAACUCGUCGGCGAAUGCAAUUAGGAACUGUUCUUCCAGAAUUUGAAAAGUGCCUCACCAUGAGGGAGACUAUGAAGUACGUCUAUGGGCACCAUGGGAUUCGGAAAGGAUUGUACCGCGGUUUAUCUCUUAAUUACAUUCGCUGCAUUCCUUCUCAAGCAGUGGCUUUCACAACAUAUGAGCUUAUGAAGCAGUUCUUUCACCUCAACUAAAAGCUAUUACCAUUUCUUUUCCAUAAUAAACUCUCAGAGAGAGAAAUAAAAUGUUUACUUUAAUUGGGGGGUGAGGGAAGAGAAAUAUUUACCCUGUCACAAGAACCACUGGCGUUUUAGUACUUGAUUUUUUUUUUCAUUAUAAAUCCAAAAUGCUUACUUUUUAAUGCCCAAAGUCAUACCUAAGAACACUGAAAAACAAUUCCUAGGCUGAUGCUGGUUAAUCAGUUAUUGAAAUCAUUUUUUAAUAUGUUUUUCACAAAAUGUUUGAAAUUAUUUGGAAGUUAAACGAACUGCAAAAUGGCAUUUAAAAGGUUGCUACUAGCUUAAUCAUGUUAUUCCAAGCCUUUAAUUGUAAUCAUGAUUUUCAAAGACUAACUUUACUUAAUAUUAUUGUAACAAUAGACAUGGUUAUAUUUAGCACAGUGAUGAAAACUGAACUUUUUAGGGUAGAAGCUAGCAUUGAAGUAUUAUCUUUUUUCCAUAAUUCUGUUCUACUACACAAACGAACAAACACUUCAUUGUAAAAUAAAAUGGAUAUUAUAUCUCAAAUACAAUUAUGUAGCGACUCAUAAAUUUAAAAAAAUAUUUUUCAGAUUUUACUCUGUACUGUGAAUGAUUAAAAAAAAUUUUUUUAAAUGUGUAUUUCCCAAAGGUAGUAAUAAUACUGAGUACCUUUGCUCCCAAACCAGAUUAGCAAUAUAGAUUUGUUUUACUUAGGUGAUUAUGUAUGUACUAGAACAUUUAUUUAAAUGGAUUUUGAAAUGUCCAUUAAUAGAGAUGUGAAUAUCAAAGAAUGUUUUUAAGGUAUUAUGACAUAAUGCAUCAACUAGUUCUUCCAUGUAAAAUAAUUUUAGUGCAGUAUAAACAAGCAGAAGUGUCAAACAUGAACUGAAUUGCUGUUUAUAUUGAUAUGAGUUAAGAUGUAAGAAUUUCAUUUAGUGUUUUUAGUGUACUUUUUAUAUUUUAUUAUGAGCUUGACAGAAGGGGAACAUCCCACAAUGAUGACAUCAAUAACAAUAACUACAACAAUAAAACAACAAAGGGCUACAAAAGUGAAUAAAUAUUAAAAAAAAGGGGGAACAGUUAUAGUUACGUCCUAAGAAAUAAGGAUUGAAAAAAAAAGAUAGAAGGAUUGACAGAAGCAAUAUGAUUUCUAAGACAUUAGUUGAAAGUGUUAUUUCUGCUUUAAUUUGUUUCUUUGCAUAAAAGAUUUCAUACGUUGGUAAAAUCGUUUCAUUUUUAAAGUCUUUAUUUUAAAAUAAAUAUGUCUUUGUCUGGUUUCUGUGUGUACCUGCAGGUAGAAAUAGCUGUGUUCCUGAGACUAUUUUGUAUAUUUUCAUUUCUGGGCUACACUGUAGUAUUGUAGUACAUUGUAGUAUUGUAGUACACUGUAGUAUGUUAGCCACAUUUCUAAAUAAUUUAAAUGUAUAAAGUAAGUUUCUUAGUUAUGUUAUCAAUAAGAGCAUUACAGAUAUUUUUUAAUGAAAAUUUGCAUUCUAUGUUGUGGAAUAUAUCAAAUACUAAAAGUAAAAUGUAUCCAUAUUUCCACAGUUA